CGUCGUGAGCGCGGCUGGACUUUCCCUUCCUCCGCCGCUCGGGACUACUUGGGAUUUGUACCGGGUGUUGUUGGAUGCGUCGGAGACACCCGCCGGCUUCGCUCUGCGCCUCUCUCCCGCCGCCGCCGCUGCGCCCCUCUCGGAUUGCGAGGACAUGUCGGUGACCGAGCUGUACAGCAAGUAUACGAGAGUUUGGAUUCCUGACCUGGAGGAAGUCUGGAAAUCAGCAGAAAUCAUCAAAGAUUACAAAGAAGGGGAUAAAACUCUACACCUGAAACUUGAAGAUGAAACGAUUCAGGAAUAUCCUAUUGAUCCUAAAGCCAACAAACUUCCCUUCUUGCGUAAUCCAGAUAUUUUGGUUGGAGAAAAUGACCUGACAGCUUUAAGUUACCUCCAUGAACCUGCAGUCUUACACAACUUAAAAGUCCGAUUCUUGGAAUCAAACAACAUCUAUACCUACUGUGGUAUUGUGCUCGUUGCCAUUAAUCCCUAUGAACAGUUGCCAAUCUACGGACAAGAUGUCAUCUAUGCAUACAGCGGCCAAAACAUGGGGGAUAUGGAUCCUCAUAUCUUUGCAGUUGCAGAAGAAGCAUACAAGCAAAUGGCCAGGGAUGAGAAGAAUCAGUCCAUUAUUGUUAGUGGGGAGUCUGGUGCUGGCAAAACCGUCUCUGCCAAAUACGCCAUGCGCUUCUUUGCAUCCGUUGGGGGCUCCUCCAGUGAAGCCAAUAUUGAAGAGAAGGUCUUGGCUUCCAGUCCUAUCAUGGAGGCAAUCGGCAAUGCGAAAACAACCCGAAAUGACAACAGCAGUCGCUUUGGGAAAUACAUCCAGAUUGGUUUUGAUAAAAGAUAUCGUAUCAUUGGUGCCAACAUGAGGACAUAUCUGCUCGAGAAAUCAAGAGUUGUCUUCCAGGCAGGAGAUGAGCGGAAUUAUCACAUAUUCUAUCAGCUCUGUGCCUCUGCCCACCUUCCGGAAUUGAAAGAACUCUCACUAGUAUGUGCCAAAGACUUCUUCUACACAACUCUGGGAGGUGAGCCAUCCAUUGAAGGAGUGGAUGACACAGAUGAUUUUGAGAAAACCAGACGUGCUUUCACCCUGCUUGGAGUAAAGGAGUCCCAUCAGAUGAUGAUUUUUAAGAUACUUGCCGCCAUCCUACACCUUGGAAACAUGGACCUUGAAUCAGAACGUGAUGGAGAGACCUGCAAUAUAUCAAAAGAGGAUGAACACCUGCAUAAUUUUUGCAGAUUGCUGGGAGUGGAGCACAGCCAGAUGGAGCACUGGCUUUCCCACCGGAAACUGGUCACCACUUCGGAGACCUUCAUCAAGACCAUGUCCCGCUCGCAGGUCGUGAACGGCAGGAAUGCUUUGGCCAAGCACAUUUACGCCCAGCUGUUCAACUGGAUUGUGCAACAUAUCAACAAGGCCCUGCACACAACGGUCAAGCAGCAUUCCUUCAUUGGGGUGCUGGACAUUUAUGGGUUUGAAACCUUUGAAAUGAAUAGUUUUGAACAAUUCUGCAUCAACUAUGCCAAUGAAAAGCUACAGCAGCAGUUCAACUCGCAUGUAUUUAAAUUGGAGCAAGAGGAAUACAUGAAGGAGCAAAUCCCUUGGACGCUCAUAGAUUUUUAUGACAACCAGCCAUGCAUAGACCUUAUAGAAGCUAAGCUCGGUAUUUUCGACUUGCUGGAUGAAGAAUGUAAGGUCCCAAAGGGAACAGACGAGAACUGGGCUCAGAAAUUGUACGAUCGCCACGGCAGCAGCCAACACUUCCAAAAGCCUCGCAUGUCAAACACCUCCUUCAUUGUUGUGCAUUUUGCAGAUAAGGUGGAGUACGAGUGUUACGGAUUUCUGGAGAAAAACCAAGAUACUGUACAUGAAGAACAGAUCAAUGUACUGAAGGCCAGCAAGUACCCGAUGGUAGCUGACUUGUUUCGUGAUGAAAAAGAUGCUGCGCCGGCUGCACCUGCCAGAAAGGGAGCUUCCUCGAAAGUCAAUGUCCGCUCUGCCCGUCCAGUUGUGAAAGCAGCCAAUAAGGAGCAUAAGAAAACAGUGGGGCAUCAGUUCCGCAACUCCUUGCAUUUGCUUAUGGAGACGUUGAAUGCCACCACACCUCAUUACGUACGCUGCAUCAAGCCAAACGAUGAGAAACUUCCUUUCAGCUUUGAUCCAAAGAGAGCAGUGCAGCAGCUGAGAGCCUGUGGUGUGUUGGAGACCAUCCGUAUCAGUGCAGCUGGCUACCCGUCCAGGUGGACCUACCAUGACUUCUUGAAUAGGUAUCGAAUUCUUAUGAAGAAAAGGGAUGUCUCCAAAAAGGAAGACAAGAAAUUGAUUUGUAAAACACUGCUAGAAAGCCUCAUUAAGGAUCCCGACAAGUUCCAGUUUGGACGUACAAAGAUCUUUUUCCGUGCUGGCCAGGUUGCAUACUUGGAGAAACUGCGGGCAGAUAAGUUCCGCGCCGCCACCAUCAUGAUACAGAAGACGAUGCGCGGCUGGUUUCAGAGAGUGAAAUACAGGAAGAUGAGAGAGGCAGCCUUAAGAAUCCAGAGGCACACCCGAGGGCACCUGGCACGCAGACUGGCUGAUCGUCUGAGGAAAACGAGAGCAGCCGUUAUUUUCCAGAAACAAUAUCGAAUGUUGCGGGUCCGCCGUGCGUACCAAACAAUCCGUGGAGCCGCCAUCACGAUCCAAGCCUUCACCCGAGGAAUGUUCGUCAGAAGGAACUAUCGAAAGGUGCUUAUGGAGCACAAAGCCACAGUUAUCCAGAAGCAUGCCCGGGCUUGGCUGGCUCGGAAGCAUUUUGCCAAGUUCAGAUCGGCUGCUGUGGUUAUCCAGUGUUACUUCAGGUGCAUGAAGGCCAGGCAGGAGCUGAAGGACCUGAAGAUAGAGGCACGGUCGGCAGAGCACUUGAAGAGGCUCAAUGUUGGCAUGGAGAACAAGGUUGUUCAGCUGCAGAGGAAGAUAGAUGAACAGAACAAAGAGUACAAGCAGUUGAAUGAACAGCUGUCCACAGCCGCCACUUCUCAUUCCGCAGAGAUGCAGAAAUUGAAGAAGGAAUUGGAGCGAUAUCAGAAGAAGAAGGGCGACGUCAACCAGCUUGCCAGCUUGCAAGAAGAGAUGGAUUCCCUCCGGUUGGCGCUGGAGAAAGCUCAUGGGGAAAGAAAGAUAGUAGAAGAUACGUACACGAAGGAGAAAGAUGUGCUCCGAAAGCGGAUAUCGGACUUGGAAGAAGAGAAUGUGCUUCUGAAGAAGGAAAAAGAGGAGCUUAACAGCAAAAUUUUGCAUCAGUCUGAAGAUGAAUUCGCACGAAAUGCUGUUGAGGAAAACCUCCUGAUGAAAAAGGAGCUAGAUGAGGAAAGAGCUCGUUAUCAGAACCUUGUGAAGGAGUAUUCAAGGCUAGAGCAGAGUUACGACAAUGUGAGGGACGAGAUGACCAUCAUAAAGCAAACCCCAGGACACAGAAGAAAUCCAUCUAACCAAAGCAGUUUGGAAUCGGACUCCAAUUACCCGUCAAUUUCUACAUCAGAAGUUGGAGAUACAGAGGAUGCAAUACAGCAAGUGGAGGAGGUGGGUUUGGAGAAGGCAGCCAUGGACAUGACCCUCUUCCUAAAGCUUCAGAAGAGAGUCCGGGAACUCGAACAAGAGAGAAAGAGACUGCAAAACCAACUGGAGAAGAAAGAGAACGAAAGCAAAAAAGCCCAGGUAAUUGAAAUGAAGAACGAAAUGGAUUUGGAUCGUGAUAUGGAUCUAGCAUACAACAGUCUGAAGAGGCAAGAGUUAGAAUCAGAGAACAAGAAACUGAAGAAUGACCUAAAUGAGCUGAGGAAGGCUAUAGUGGAUCGAGUGGCCCAGAACAACUGCUCCAAUGACGUCCACGACAGUUACAGCCUCCUCUUGAAUCAGCUCAAGUCAGCUAACGAAGAGCUGGAAGUGCGGAAGGAAGAGGUGCUUAUUCUAAGGACGCAGAUUAUAAAGGCAGCCCAGCAAAAAGAUACAGGCAGAAAUAUGGAGUCCAGCAUCAGUAGGGAAACCAGCUGGCCAAACAGCGACAAGCAUGUGGAUCCAGAGGACGCAAUAGAGGCAUAUCAUGGAGUGUGUCAGACAAACCGCAAGACUGAGGACUGGGGGUAUCUGAAUGAAGAUGGAGAACUCGGCUUGGCUUAUCAGGGUCUAAAGCAAGUUGCCAGGCUUCUUGAGGCCCAGCUCCAGGAUCAGAGGAAAGAGCAUGAAGAGGAAGUGGAAACACUAAAGGACCAGAUGGAGGCUUUGAGAGGAGAGAUGGAGAAACAGCAGGACAUCUACUUCCAGACCCUCCAGUUGUCACCGGAAGCCCAAGUGGAGUUUGGCAUACAGCAAGAAAUCACACGGUUGACAAAUGAAAACCUGGAUCUCAAAGAGCUGCUAGAAAAACUGGAAAAGAAUGAAAGGAAGCUGAAAAAACAGCUCCGGAUUUACAUGAAAAAAGUGCAAGAUUAUGAAGCUGAUCAAGCUGUUGUACAAACAGAAAAGCCGCGGCCUGAGCUCAACAGGCAGGUGACGGUCCAAAGGAAGGAGAAAGACUUCCAGGGAAUGUUGGAAUAUUGUAAAGAAGAUGAGACGCUACUCGUAAGAAAUCUCAUUACAGAACUGAAGCCCCAAACUGUCUCUGCCACGGUUCCCUGUCUUCCUGCCUACAUCCUCUACAUGUGCAUCAGGCACGCGGAUUACGUUAACGAUGAUCAUAAAGUGCACUCCUUGCUUACCGCUACCAUCAAUGGCAUUAAAAAAGUAUUAAAGAAACACGAAGACUUUGAGAUGACAUCAUUUUGGCUGGCUAACACCUGUCGCCUUCUACACUGUCUAAAGCAAUACAGCGGAGAUACGGGUUUUAUGACCCAAAACACCACGAAGCAGAACGAACAUUGUCUGAAGAACUUCGACCUCACCGAGUAUCGCCAGGUCCUAAGUGAUCUCUCUAUUCAGAUCUACCAGCAGCUCAUUAAAAUUGCAGAAGGCAUCUUGCAGCCCAUGAUAGUGAGUGCGGUGUUGGAAAACGAAAGCAUCCAGGGCCUGUCGGGCGUGAAGCCAAUGGGUUACCGGAAGCGAAGCUCCAGCAUGGGGGACAGUGACAACUGCUACAGCUUGGAGGCCCUCAUCCGCCAACUCAACACAUUUCACAGCGUCAUGUAUGACCAGGGCCUGGACCCGGAGAUCAUCCAGCAGGCCAUUAAGCAGCUCUUCUACAUGAUGAAUGCUGUGGCCCUGAACAACCUGCUGCUGAGGAAGGACAUGUGUUCUUGGAGCACGGGCAUGCAACUCAGGUUUAACAUCACCCAGCUGGAGGAAUGGUUGCGAGGAAAGAACCUGAACCAGAGCGGGGCUGCCACCACCAUGGAGCCCCUCAUUCAGGCUGCACAGCUCCUGCAGCUGAAAAAGAAGACCUCUGAAGAUGCCGAGGCCAUAUGCUCCUUAUGCACCUCCCUCACCACGCAGCAGAUUGUAAAAAUACUCAAUCUCUACACUCCCGUGAAUGAAUUUGAAGAGCGAGUGACGGUAGCAUUCAUAAGGAACAUUCAGGCACAUUUGCAAGAGCGGAAUGACCCUCCGCAGCUGCUGUUAGACUUCAAAUUCAUGUUUCCUGUUUUGUUUCCAUUCAACCCUUCUUCUCUAACCAUGGACUCUAUUCACAUCCCUGCUUCUCUUGGCCUGGAAUUCCUUAACAAAGUUUGAAGAUACUAUACUGACUCUCAGCCCAAUUUCCCAAGAGUUCAAGCAAAAAACAAAAAGUGGAAUUAAAGGAUCUCUUCAAAUGUGGACCAAAUGAACGGUUAAAGAACCAAUACACUUUAGUCAGCCAGUGCUAAAUUGUACAGCAUAAGAAACUAAUCUUAUAUUUUGGUUGGAUGCUUCUUGGUUUGUAUGUGGAUUUGUUUUUUGAAAGGGUGGUAGAUCUUGCAGCUAAUACUUGAAACAAGAGGAGGGGGUUGUACUGCUUCAUAUCAGGCUAAAAUCUUGUCCCCCAGCUGCCAUUAGGCACCAGUAUUGGUAAGUGGGACAUGUAUUUUGAUUUUCAUAAAUUAUGGCUAUCAAGAAAUUCUGUGCUGAAAUAACAAAAAGACUAAAUGUCUACACGUCUUCAAAAUGUUCAUGGUUUGCUUGCACAAAUUGGAAGCAGGCUUCAAUUUCUCUGUUGCUGCUGCUAUCCACUAUUUUUAAAAUGAUUGUUUCAGGAAAUAAAAGUUGCUGGCGGCCAAACUAAGAAUCCAUGAUGUAUUUUGAAAGGAAAGUAGUGGGAGGAAAACAAUACUGGCAUCUGGAGCUUGAGAAGGUGGCUGCGGUGGUUCAAAUACCAAUUUGCGUGUACUAUAUAGUAGAUUGGUCACUUGGACUGUGUCCCAGUCCACCUCCAGCAUGUCAAGCAGCCAUAACUCUUUCUUCUGUGUGCAGCAUGGAGAAUGAGGGAAGUUAUGGACCCACAAACCUCUGUACUAGUUUAAUCCCAUAAGUAGGAUUCCACUACGGGCUACUACACAUUAUUCAGACCAAUCCAGAAGGUUGAUGACUUUAGGCCUCUUUAAUCCCAGUGAUGUUUUUGAGACUGCUUUGAUUUACUGAGUGAGAAAAGGCAGUGUGGUGCACAAGGUGCAUCACACCUC
Elgaria multicarinata webbii is the source of this 6630-nucleotide messenger RNA. RefSeq names its product myosin VB (gene MYO5B). The transcript has 40 exons. The record is from RefSeq and is a predicted model, not a curated record. Lineage: Eukaryota; Metazoa; Chordata; Lepidosauria; Squamata; Anguidae. Bases 155 to 5704 code for a protein of 1849 amino acids. Gene Ontology annotation, molecular function: actin filament binding; microfilament motor activity; ATP binding. Gene Ontology annotation, cellular component: actin cytoskeleton; vesicle; myosin complex. Gene Ontology annotation, biological process: vesicle transport along actin filament; actin filament organization.